AUGGCUUCGAAUCUGACUGUAGAACAAAAAUACUCCUUGGUGACUCGCCGUAUGGAGUUACAAAAUGGGGCGACUGCACAGGAAUUGCGAGCCUUAUUAUUGAAGGAUAGGCCUGUGAGAUUUCUUUGGGACACUGCCCCUACCGGAAAGCCGCACAUCGGCUAUUUCGUUCCAUGGGUGAAGCUAUCCGACUUUAUUCGGGCAGGAGGAGAGGUCACUGUCGGACUGGUUGAUACCUACGCAUUUCUGAUCAACUACAAGCACCCAUGGGAAGAGGUCCAGCACAAGACAGCGUUUUACCGAUAUCUCAUUACCACUGUUCUAACGGCGAUGGGAGUCCCCAUGUCCAAGGUGAAGUUCGAGCAAGAAUCAAACCAUCAAGGGACGCCACGAUACAAUGUGGACCUCUGGAAAUUCUGCACCUUAGUCUCACAGGCGGACGUUCGAGCCACGGGUGCUGAAGUCGGCGCAGCCACGUUGCUCAGCCCAUUGCUUACGCCAAUCGUGCAAGAAUUGAUGGUGGAAUACUUCCAGGCAGAUGUCGAGAUUGGCGGGAAAGAUCAGAGAGGAAUUUACACUCUGGGCGAGCAAUUCCUUCCCCAGCUGGGCUACCGCUCCCCUGCACAUCUGAUGACUGAACUACUACCCAGUUUGGUCGGCGGCAAGAUGUCGUCCUCCGACUCGGCAAAUACCAAGAUUAUGUUCCUGGACAACGAACAGACGGUGCGGGAGAAGGUCUCCAGGGCGUCCUGUGAUGCCGGCGUCGUGGAAGGCAACGGCAUACUACCGAUACUUGAGCACGUUCUGAUGCCUAUCAGCGAGCUUCGGUGGAGCAACCAGAGCCAUUCAUCCCAGAAGCCUGUUAAUGGCGGAGGUUACGAGUCAAACGGACAGAAUGGCUCUGAAGGAGCCAAGUGGCCAUUCUGUAGCAAGGACGCACCUUGGGGCACUCUUUUCAGCAUCCCCGUACGAAACGUAGGAUGUGAGUGCAAGGCGUAUAGACACUACCAAUCCUAUGAGGCCAUAGAAAAGGAUUACAAGGAACAGCUUAUAACGCCAGAGACGCUGAAAGCUGCUGUCGCAUCGGCAUUAAACGAGUUGCUGGAUCCUGUCCGACUGGCCUAUGAGGGUAACGCAGAAUGGCGCGAGGCGGACCGAAUGGGUUAUCCCGAGGAUUGGCUAGGAGUGCAGUAG
This is a messenger RNA of Aspergillus alliaceus, 1194 nucleotides long. RefSeq lists its product as uncharacterized. The coding region runs from base 1 to 1194 and encodes 397 amino acids. Gene Ontology annotation, molecular function: tyrosine-tRNA ligase activity; ATP binding. The record is from RefSeq and is a predicted model, not a curated record. NCBI's taxonomy places the organism in Eukaryota, Fungi, Ascomycota, Eurotiomycetes, Eurotiales, Aspergillaceae. Gene Ontology annotation, biological process: tyrosyl-tRNA aminoacylation. The transcript has 5 exons.